AUGGCUGACGUAGAUAAAAAGACGGACGGCCCAGAGCCAUACUCGUCGGCGGGCUUCGACUUCACCCUGUUGCCGGAUUACGACAACGACUUCGUUGAAGAAGACCAUUUCGUCGAAUUCGAGAAAGCCUUAGCGGCGCCCGAAAACUCGCCCUCGACCGAAGAUCUUACUGCACUGCCGCCUGAGCGAACCUUCAUUUCCGCCCUCAACGACUGGCGCCCCGUCCACCAGCGCGUCAAGCGGCGGAAGAAGAGCAAGGCGCCCCCGCGACGCGGCAAGGACGAGACGCGCGAAGGCUUCGUCUAUGUACUGCUGAAGUGGCCGCUGCUGCUAGUGGUGCUUGGGUGGUUGCUCUUCCUGAGCAUAGCCUACGUCUUCACCCGCCUAUACAUAUACCUAUACGAACACUGGAUAACAUGGCGAGGUACACGGCAGAGACUAAGACAGCGGAUGAACGACGCGAGAUCGUAUGAAGAAUGGAUAGAGAGAGCCAAGGAGCUCGACGCAUACCUGGGCAACGAAUCCUGGAAGGACAAGGCUGACUACGCAUACUAUGACAGCAAGACGAUCGCAAGAGUACAUCAGCAGAUGGUCAAACUGCGCGAAAAGGCUGAAGCAGAAGAGAAGGGUGCGUCAAGCGCAAAUGCCUCCAAAGGCCAACACACAGCUGUAGAGGAUCUCCGUGCGCUCUUGGAAGCCUCGAUGAAGAACAACUUUGUAGGAUUCGAAAACCCGCGACUAUACAGUGAGACGUACUAUGGGACGAAAAAUCUAGUCCAGAAAUUCGUUGACGAAGCCGAGACAUCGCUCGGUUUCCUCCUGCGAACUACACAGCUCGAUGCAGAAAACAAACGCGCUCUGUUCAAACACCUCGGCAGCAACUUCGGUCGCACUGCGCUAUGUCUGUCUGGGGGAGCCACCUUUGCCUACUAUCACUUCGGUGUGGCUAAGGCUCUAAUGGAUGCCGAACUGUUACCUGAAGUUAUCACCGGUACAUCUGGAGGGGCGCUUGUGGCUGCAUUACUAUGCACGAGGACUGAUGACGAGCUCAAGAAGCUGCUUGUACCAGCUCUGGCUCACCGCAUCACGGCAUGCCACGAAGGCAUCCUUACAUGGUCAAAGAGAUGGUACAAGACUGGAGCGAGAUUCGACAGCGUCGAUUGGGCGAAGAAAUGUGCUUGGAUGACCCGUGGUAGUUUGACAUUUAAAGAGGCAUACCAAAGGACUGGACGAAUACUGAACGUCUCAUGCGUACCCUCGGACCCCCACUCGCCGACUAUUUUAGCAAACUACAUCACAGCCCCAGACUGUGUCGUCUGGUCAGCAGUCCUGGCUUCUGCUGCGGUUCCUGGCAUACUCAACCCAGUGGUUCUGAUGAAGAAGAACAAUGACGGCAGUCUUUCACCCUACUCUUUCGGUCACAAGUGGAAAGAUGGUAGCCUAAGGACGGAUAUCCCACUGAAGGCGUUGAAUCUUCACUUCAACGUUCGAUUCUCAAUCGUGAGCCAAGUUAACCCUCACAUUAACAUCUUCUUCUUUUCAUCUCGCGGCUCGGUUGGUCGGCCUGUCACUCAUCGGCGAGGACGCGGCUGGAGAGGCGGGUUCCUUGGUUCCGCCACAGAGCAAUACCUAAAGCUUGACCUGAACAAGUGGCUCAAGGUGCUUCGUCAUCUUGAAUUAUUGCCUCGUCCACUCGGUCAAGACUGGAGUGAGCUUUGGCUACAGCGCUUCAGCGGCACUAUCACCAUUUGGCCCAAAUCCAUACCUUCAGACUUUAUUUACAUACUAACUGACCCAACACCCCAGCGGCUAGCACGUAUGAUACAUGUUGGCCAACAAUCAGCUUUCCCCAAGUUGAAGUUUAUCGCGAACCGUGCAAAGUUGGAGUAUGCUAUCCAGGAAGGGAGACGGAAGUUCAGGCCUCGCGGUAUACGUGAUGACAACAUAGUCAACGCUCUUAGUGAGGAAGACCUCCGCAGCUUACUAAAGCGUACAAGAAGCGAUGAUCCGGAGGAUGGCGCUCAAUACCCAGCAUCAGGAUCAGAGUCCUCGUCGACAGCAGAACCGUCACGGCCUAGCUCGCCUGUGAAUCUGCCUCUCGGCUUCACAUUCGCUCGCAAGAAGAAAAACGCGCCGGCUGAGCUAGCGACCACUGCUGAGAAGCUAGACGCUCCUGACAGCCCAUCGCUGGGAAAACGACUAAGCGGAUGGUGGUCCGCAAUGUCACCUCAAGCCACAGCGCACUCUAUAGAGCUCAAAGCUCGCCCACGCGAUUCGCCAUAUAGUCACGACCGCCCUAACUCGAUGUUCGAGUUCCGACCAGCCGGCAGCAUCAUAGACCUUCCGACAGGGAGAAAAGAGAGCAGGGUUUUCGACGACUCGGACGACGCCGCGGAAAACCAAGACAUCUCUAGGCGCAGACAGCAGCAUAAAGGGGGUAUGUUGGGCGACACCGAUGCCGGCAAGGAAGACGCCGACGAUCAUGGUGAAGCAGCAGAUUUCGGCGAUGACGAAGAAGAUCGAGGUGAAAUACAGAAUGUUAGGGUAGGUCUUGGUCUUGAGGGACCCGCUUUGUAG
Messenger RNA from Alternaria atra, 2577 nucleotides. RefSeq lists its product as uncharacterized. Gene Ontology annotation, molecular function: triacylglycerol lipase activity. The coding region runs from base 1 to 2577 and encodes 858 amino acids. The transcript has 3 exons. Lineage: Eukaryota; Fungi; Ascomycota; Dothideomycetes; Pleosporales; Pleosporaceae. The record is from RefSeq and is a predicted model, not a curated record. Gene Ontology annotation, biological process: lipid metabolic process.